AUGGAUGUGCGCGACAAGCUAACGUUGGCGCACCCGCCUACAACCUGGAGCACCCCGAGCAGCGUCAUCACGCCGAGUGCUUUACCAGUCGUCAGACCAUUCCACAAUUUCGCCGUCGGACCCACUGUGUCUCCAGCCUCGCGCAUUGCUACCCACACCGCCAUGCAGGUCUCCGAAAGCUCCAACCAGUUCGCUAAUGAUAUCGAUGACACUAAGGACAAGGCCGCACUCUCGUUCAUUCUUUCGUCAUCCGACUCCGAAUCGGAUACUGAAGACGCCGACACCGAGAUGCGCAACUCCCUUACUGGACCCAAUGUUGCUAAGCGGAAGCGUACAGUGACGCCUUCAACUUCUGAAGCUGCAGCCCCCGUCCGGAAAGGUAGCAAGUUCUGUACCGUCGAAGGGUGCACCAGUCGCGCUAAACAUGCUAAGCGCUGCUGGAAGCACGGUGGGUCUGUAAAGUGUAAGAUUCCGGACUGUAUUAACCGGGCCAAGAGCAAGGGCGUGUGCUGGUCCCAUGGUGGUGGCACGGUCUGUUCGUUUGAGACUUGCGAUACGAUCGCUGUAUCGAAUGGUUUCUGCUGGGCUCACGGCGGCGGCAAGCGCUGCCAAGUGUCGGAUUGCUCCAAGCCGGCGUAUGAGCGCACGCAGAACUAUUGCCAGACGCACUUCGAAGAAUUGGGUGUCGCUGGAACUACUAGCUAG
Molecule: messenger RNA, 705 nt
Organism: Phytophthora infestans T30-4
Lineage: Eukaryota; Oomycota; Peronosporomycetes; Peronosporales; Peronosporaceae
Exons: 1
Coding region: 1-705 (234 amino acids)
Source: RefSeq, a predicted model, not a curated record